Molecule: messenger RNA, 7467 nt
Organism: Bombus pyrosoma
Lineage: Eukaryota; Metazoa; Arthropoda; Insecta; Hymenoptera; Apidae
Product: monocarboxylate transporter 12-B
Exons: 13
Coding region: 3396-5414 (672 amino acids)
Biological process (GO): monocarboxylic acid transport; transmembrane transport
Molecular function (GO): monocarboxylic acid transmembrane transporter activity
Source: RefSeq, a predicted model, not a curated record
GCAGACUAUUCUCCGUGCGUUUUCACGUUAUUUUUCUUGCCGCAUGUAAAUCACGAAUAGGCAGUAAAUUAUUAGCAAUAAAAUAUUGUAAUACGUCAACCAGGUUGCAUUAUUGUCAGCGAUCGUAACAAUGGUUCGUCGGCAUCGAACCCUUAACGAUUCGACUCUUCUUCCCAAUCUGCCGCAUAUCGUAAAUAUUACGUAUUUGCAACAAAACGUUGCCAUUGAAACUUUGCGAUUUACCGUCCACAUGAAAACAAAAGUAAUAAAUACGUCUACGUUAUUGCAAACAUUAAACCAACAUUUCCCAGUCAUUUCUCCUUAAUAUUAAAACUGUCGUAGUGUAAUUUUGAGCGCUUCUUUGGAAUAAGUUAAUAUAAUAUACAUACAUACAUAUAUAUUUUCAAAGAAGUGCUCAAAAUUACACUAUAUAACGUCUAUGUUUGUAACGUCUAUGAAGGCGGGACGUUUGAAUAUCAAGGAUCAAAUCACCGUGUAGUGAAAGGCCAAGCCAAAAAGUUCGAAGGCUCGUAUCUGGUAAACACGAAAUUGUAGAAACGUUUUCGCACUCGGCCGAUGGUUUCUCUGUUCUUUUAUAAGACAUACAUAUAUAAAAAAAAAGAGGAGCACGCAAAUGCUCUGGUGAAUCGUAGAACGUCAUCACUUUGGAGUGAUCUCUUUUCUAUCUCCCUCCCUCCCUCCGUCCCGAAGGAACGGUACGAGAGUUCGUCGUGCAAUAGGCGUAUAUUCUUGGCGCGACCUACCUUAAGUAAACUUACACUUUCGUUUAAGCGCCACCGUGCAGCAGGAGGGGCGAAACGCAAGAAAACGAGCGGAGGUUCGGCGAAACACCGCCUCCGUUCUGUAGCGCGAGAAUUGCAAGUGGCUCGUCGUCGUUUAUCGCGACUUCCUCGUACUUUUUCCACCAGUUCACCGCGUGCCUUUCGCCUCUUUCCCGUUCUUCUCCUUCGUCUCUUUUCCUUCUCUCCUUUCUCCCUUUCUCUUCCUUUCUCUCUCUCUCUCUCCUUCUCUCUCAUUCUCGCUCUAUCUUCUAUCUUUCUCGCAUACGGUCUCGAACUUCAACACCACUACCGAUUUUUAUGGCACUCGUCCCCUCGGUCUGUUCUCACUUCUUCUUCGAGCGAAGCAGUCGACACCAGGAUACGACUUGCGCGAGUGUGACAUCCGAAGUUCGUGCUUCGUUGACGACAAUCAUGACGCAUACGUGAGUGCAUUUCGGUACAUGCUCGAUGAUAUACGCGGUAUUCACGGGGCUCGGUACACGUGGAUUGCCGUUCGUUUCUGUGAAGUUUAUCUCGGUGGUGAACAUAUAUAUAUAUAUAUAUAUAUAUAUAUAUAUAUACACACAUACAUCGCGGGAGGGAACGAGGAUGAAUCGCGGUCGAUUCGUGGGAAUAACUCUAAUGCUCGAUAGCAAGAAGAAUGCAACGAGUAACGUAAAUAAAUUCCUGUAAAAGAAAAUUGUCUCGCGAGCUGUUCACAUACACGGUAAUUAAGAUUGUGUUUGCGACGCUUCUAAAGAAGAUCGAAAACGACGACUUAUCUCCGCGCACAGUCCAGAGAACUAAAUAUACGUAUUCUUAGACCUGUCGAACGCACGAUCAAGCAAAAAGAGAGCUGGUGUGUAUUUCUGCGCCAUGCGAGUUCGCGCCACACGACACGAUACUGCGUAUUCGUGGCACGUGUAGUCGUGCGUCGACACUGCACGCCGCCCUUUUUCACGCGGGAACUAGCGAAACUUGUACACGAACCAGUUUUAAUCAUCCGAUUUAUCAAUUGACGAGUCAUGGAUCACUUUGGUUAUACUGAAACUGCACAAGCGCAUCGGUAUUAUAGAAAUGUAUCAUGUUUUUCUAUGGGACGGGCAGAUUUUGUUGGCAAAUGGCUGCUUCUAAAUUGUUCACAGAUACCGGGCAACGCAUCGUCGCUGUGUAAAAUUUUUCAGAAUUUUUAUCGGCGUUUGAAUUAUGGAAUUGUCAAAUUGCAACUGAUAACGACGCUACGAACAAAAGCGGCCACCAAAACGCAAUCAGUAUUACGAUAAACUAAUCGAAUAUAAAAAGCAGGCCGUAUUUGAAAUACGCUUAACCAAUAUUUUCUCUGAUGUGCAAUCAUAAUAUUCUAUGCAUUUCGUUAAUAUACGAGUAUUACCGCGAAACGAACGGGAGGCAAGGACGCGUGCGCCCAGCCACUUCCAUAAUAAACCUUUUCGCCAUUAAUUACGUCAUAGAGUUCACUAUCACCGCGUCUCGUGGUUGGAAACGUCGAAACGGGUUGCCGAGUGGUUCGGUGGUCACACAAUCUCCGCUGAUUCGGGUUAUCGGACAGUCGCCUCCGGAGUCCUUAUCGACGAUCAACGGAACUCGCGGCGCUGCGUAUCGACCGUUUUAACCGCGGUUCGUUAGCGCUUCUAAGUGCAGCCGUUCGAUCUCGUAACCAAGAGGGUGGCGUGUUUCGAUUUCGAUUGUCAAUCGAACGGAGUGCGAAUCGUAGCCGUCUCGAUUCGUCUCGCAUCGAACGAACGUCGACCGUCAGUCUCGACUAGAUUUAACGCGUGCACGCGUAUCGUAGCUAACGAUCGACCGCGAUCCGUCGGCGAUCGAUCAACGAUCCUGAGAAUUUCGCUUUACUCUUUGCGAGUCAGGUUCCGUCAUCUAGAUCGAGAUAACCUCGAAUCUCCGUAGAAGAAGCUCGAUUCGCGGGCAAACGCAAAGAAGACGAAGAUCGAAGGAAACGGCGAUUCGAUUACUGGCAAACUUCGAAGAAACCUUCGUAUUUAAUAUAAUCGUAACUUUCUACGCUCGUUACAUCACGCUUCGUUCCGGCAGCAGAUCAUCUGGCGGUGUGAGUCGGAGCAUGUGUCCAACGAGACAAUCCUGUGAGCUCGAAACGGACCAAUCUGGCAUUCGGUUGUUAUCGGUGACCGAUGGAAGCCGUGCAUACCCGACGGGAUACACAGAUCGAGCUUAUUCUCGGGCACAUCGCGCGUACCGUCUUAGUACACGCGCACGACGCGGUCACGAAUACGCGCGCGUUCCUCUCUGGCCUCUUUCCUUCGCACCCGCUCCCUGGAAUUUCGGCAGUUGGUGACAGUGGCUUGACGAGGAAAGAAUACGACAUACAAACACGCCCGUUUAUUAGAGCAGCGGUCUGUUCUCGGCCGAUCAAUUAUCCAUGGUCCUACAUCGAACCAUCGACUACAGACUAUCCUUCGGUGUUUCGUGAACAACAGAUAGUCUCUAGGUGGACCGUUUUUCGAUCACCUUCACAGCCCGUGUAGAAGCGUUCCAAGUUAUUCGUUUCCUUUCAAAUACUUCAGCUUUGUGUGAAAAGUUGUUUUUUCUUCAUGGUUGAAUCCACGUCAACCGUGGACGAUGAUGGCGUCAUUGGAGAAUAAAGUGGAUGAACAAGCCAGCAAAGUACCGCAGCAGAAUGGAGGCAAUUGCAGGAACGAGGAACUACAGCUGGAAGACGUUCGAGACAACAAUAACGAGAGCAUCGAGGUGGAGAUGGUGGUGCCACCGGAUGGUGGAUGGGGUUGGAUGAUCGUCGCAGCCUCCUUCAUGUGCAAUCUCUUCGUGGACGGCAUCAUUUUUAGCUUCGGUGUCUUUCUCAACGAUAUUUCCGAAGCUUUCGCAGUGUCGAAGGCGAGAGUGGCGCUAGUUGGUUCGUUGCAGUCUGGAUUUUAUCUUAUGGCUGGCCCAUUCGUGUCAGCAUUGGCCAACAGGUAUGGUUUUCGUCUGGUAGCGAUCCUUGGAAGCGUGAUAAGUUGCAGCGCCUUUGUCCUGUCGUACUUCAGCACUUCCAUCGAGUUCCUCUAUAUCUCUUACGGCGUGCUCGGAGGUAUCGGGGCAGGCCUGAUUUACGUGCCGGCUGUCAUAACUACCGGAUUUUAUUUUGAAAGAUGGCGAGCGCUGGCUACCGGGAUCGCGGUUUGCGGAUCCGGAAUCGGCGCUUUCAUGCUCGCGCCUAUCUCAGACAUACUGGUGAAGCAAUUCGGUUGGAGGGGCGCCUUGCUCUUCCAAGCAGGAAUGCUGUUAAAUUGUGCCAUUUUCGGUGCCAUGUUCCGUCCAUUGAAGUCAACGCGGAUUAAGGUGAAAUCCAGCCCGGAGAACGCGGGUUUAGAAGUAAAAAGCAGUUUGAUGGCAAGGGGAGUGUCCACGGCGUCGUUGCAUUGUAUGCAACCAGAGAGAAGCGGUUUCUUUGGAACCAAUAACAAUACCGAUUACCCAACGGCUGCUGAGCUGCUUGGAAGCAACCCCAACAUAGUAAACGCCUCCAAGUCGUUGCAUUCUCUUCAUAAGAUUCACGCGGAGCUGCGAACUCUGGAAAGGAAGUUGAGUAGCUCGGAGAAGCGGCUGUCCGUGCCGAUCUAUCCAGAGUUGGAAGUGAACAUGGACGAGAAGAUGGUCGAAGAGGAGAACAAUCUCCUCGGUGGAGAUGUGGAGAGACUGAAUGGCAAAGUGCCCACGAUUCGCAGGCAUACAAUCAGCGGCAGACGACUGCGCGCGGACUCGGACUGCAGCCAGAAAUCGCUGAAGAUGGGCAACAGGCGAAACCCAUUCAGCAAGGAUCCGCAGAGACCGUUCUACAGGGACGAUAUCUUUUACGGCGGUUCCCUGAACAGACUGCCGCAUUACAAAUCGCAGCAAUCGUCCGUUGGCUAUCACAUGUCCGUCACGCGUUUGCCUACUGCGACGGACGUCGCCGAAGAGGAGAGUGGAAGCUGUUACAUUUGUCCAGAGAGCGUACGUCGAAUCUUGACGACAAUGCUCGAUUUGAGUCUUCUCAAGAGUCCAUCUUUCUUGAUCCUGGCUAUAUCCGGUGGACUUACAAUGAUGGGCUUCUAUACACCUUUUAUGUACGUCGCAGAUCGAGCCCAAUUGGCAGGCAUCGAGGCCUCGACCGGUAGGUUUCUUGUCUCUGUGAUCGGUAUCGGCAACACCAUUGGCCGUGUCGUGUGUGGAUUGGCUAGCAGCUUGCCAGGAGUUAACGCGUUGGUCGUCAACAAUAUAUUCAUCAGUGCCGCUGGCCUUUUCACCAUAUUCUCCGGAUUAUCCCUCAGCAAGGGCUACCAGUUCUUUUACGCUGCCGGUUUUGGCAUUAGCAUAUCUGUCUUCGCCUCGCUGCGAUCGAUCCUGGUGGUAGAUCUCCUGGGACUAGAGAAACUGACCAACGCUUUCGGACUGCUUCUUUUGUUUCAAGGCGUGGCAGCUGCCGUAGGCGCGCCUCUUGCAGGUAUCUUUAUGGAUGCAACCGGAAGCUACGACGCCUCGUUUUACCUGUCUGGUAGCCUGAUCUUUCUGUCGGCUGUGAUCUGUUAUCCCUUGAAGAGAAUCAACGUGUGGGAGACUAAAAAGAACGGCGACAAAUGCAGCGACGAUCCAUCCUAGUCCUGGUCGACGUCGAGCGCAAGACAGAAAGCCGUAGACUGAAGUCUAUCACGUAUUCUCGUUGUCGGCCACCGUGUGUGUUUGUACAUAUUAACGCGUAAAUAAUUUAUAACACGACUGCUCGAAUCGAUAAUUAAUCCGUGUGGUGGCAGCAGGACCAGCGUGAUCGUCGCAGCUACGAGAAAACGUGGCAAAGGGGCGCGUUCGUGUUCCAGCUUCGAACUCGGUCGAUCUUUGGAACUAAAACCGUCUAUCGAGACGUUCAGGCGAGUGCAGCAGACGAUUCCAUGCCGAGAGGAAUACCGUCCAGAGUAUAAAGAUUCUGUCUAAAUCUAAGGUCGAGCUUUGCAUUCCCAUGAAACGUCGGAGUGCUCUUUUCGUAUUCCGAGUAGCGCGUGAACAUGUCGCGAACUCGCUGUCAGCCUUUACGAUGUUUUUAAUCACCGUCGUGCCUUCUCGUAUCUUACAACGGAUGGUUGGGAGUCGUGAGAUAUUUUUCUAGAUCGUUCGAUGACGGAAGAUAUGUGUUCGUUGUUACGUGCCUUGCGUUUUCAUAAAGAGAUUUUACUCGAAGGUUCCCACGUUAUUCAUUGGGAUGCUUUAUAAUUGAUAAUUCGCCGAUCUCCUGUUAAUUUACAGGGAUUGCAAGGAUUUUAGAAUGUAAGGAAGACGUUUGUAUAUCAACACGCGCCUCCGAAAGAACAGAUUAUUGCUUUACUCCGAUGUACGUUCUAUUUGAUCCAGCUUCGCUACGAUUCUAUACUGUCAAAAAUCUUAUUUAUAGCGCGAUAUCGUAAAUACGAUCGUAUACACCUAUUUCCUUAUUGCGAUGCUGCAGACGGGAAUAAUUACGCUGCUUUAUCUAUUGUACAUCUUGCAUCGUUUCGAGAGGAAUGCGCAUGGAACGUUUGUAUCUCUAGGAAGAUUGGCGCGCGAAGGCGAAGUGAAUAUUCUCGUUAAAUCGAUCGAUCACGCCUUCCACUUCCGCGAAUAUCUUAUAAAACGCGUUUCUAUAAUGAAUAAGCAACAUACUAUUACACGCGAAGGCGUAUGUACUUGCAUAAACGAGUACACGUAAUCUAGAUAGAUCGUGCAUCCGUUCUGGUGCAAUGCUAUUUAUAGAGUUAAUUAAUCACUAAACCGACAUCCGGCAGCGUGGUUCCGGAUGUUCGGCCCGCCACUAGGUGUUUAAGGAUUUGCUCAAAAAUGAAAUCCGUUCCUAUUGUUCCUAAUUAAUUAUCUACUCUAGCGCUUUUUCUUUGUGUUUCCUUUUUUGUUUUUGUUUCCUUAGAAUUAUUCGAUGUGCUUCGUAACGAUGUAACGUUGCAUCGUUCCGCGCAGGAUUGAUCAUUUCAUUACUUAAGAAUUUAUUUAACAGUGCCGCAAAAAAUAACGUUCGUCGAAAAAGGUACAAAAAUAUUGUACCAAGUGUAUCGCUGCAGAUAAGAAAUGUGUCAAAAACUUCAGUCGCAGCUAGCAUUUCGAAACACAGUGGAAAAAUGCAUAAUUCGCUUUUAAAGUAAAGACCAUCUCACCUGUUACGAUACACACCCCGUUUCCAAUCUACGAAGUACGAACGAAAAGUCGAUAUUGUUCAGAGUGCGUAUGACGCGCGUGAUGCCAGUGAUCCGAAUCGAACACGCGACACAACCCACGGUACGAAACAAUCAGAAAAGAAAAUAUCGGAGAAGAAGAAAAACAUGCACGGAUGUAUUUUCCGAUCGCGAUAUUUUCCCAACUUUCUAAACUACCCUCUCUCUUUGCCAAACCGUUUUCUACACGAGCUUCGACAUGUCGCAUUAAAGAGCGACACGUGCCAAAUGCGAUAUCCCAUUAGACGGCGUAACGUUUGUUUCGAUAGGUAAUCGAAUCUCGCGAAUAUAGAUUGUACGAACUCGUUUUCAGACAUAUACUUGAUCGCGUGUCACGAGGAUGGUCACCGCGUGAUACGCGUCGCAUACUUGCUGAUUGACAGCGAAACCAUAUUGUUACACAAAUAUGUAAACGUGUAAUUAUACGUCAAGACUAUGAAAAGAAAAGAGAUAAAAAAUGA